Messenger RNA from Lytechinus pictus (painted urchin), 4934 nucleotides. RefSeq lists its product as uncharacterized. The transcript is spliced from 8 exons. Bases 2363 to 4483 code for a protein of 706 amino acids. NCBI's taxonomy places the organism in Eukaryota, Metazoa, Echinodermata, Echinoidea, Temnopleuroida, Toxopneustidae. The record is from RefSeq and is a predicted model, not a curated record.
GCUUGUCAAUUUUUAAGCGGGUACGAAAUAUCCUUAAUUUAUGGUUGAAAACCUUUUUUUGGAAAAUCCUGGAUCCGCCCCUGACUUUGACCAAUGAAAUAUGGCCCGAAAGGACCAUGCAGUAGGCCUGCAUUUUUUAUUUUUUGAUAAUGGUAUACGGGUCUUACGAUAUUGAUUGAAAAUAUUAGUCAUUUAAAAUACUAUUGAAAUUAACAUUAACCUACAAGUCAUUGUCAUGUUGUCCCCUUCGACUUUGUCCAGAUCUAUUCUCUCUCUCCCUCUCUGUUAUUCUCUUACCUUCGGUUCUUCUUUCGUCUUUCUUGUGUUUUAUUUCUUCCUUUCUUCCACUCUCCCCCUUUUCGUUCGCCCUUCUCAUUCAGGCCAUUCGGUCUCUUCUUUCUAAAUCUCCCUCUUGUUCUUCCUCAACCCCUUUCACUUCUUUAAUUCUAAUUCGUUAAUUCCUCUUUUGUUGUCCGUUCUUGUUCCCUUUCGAUCUUCUCUUUUUCUAUGUCGAUUAUUUUCUCCUCCUUUCCUUCUUCUCUCUCCCCUUUGUUCACCCUCUACAUUUUUCCCUAUUUUCCCCCUUUUCGUUUCUAUUUACACAAUUCUGUUUUCGUUCUUCUCACCCUUCGAUCUUCUCUCUUUUUGCCGGUUUUCUUUCUUCUUUCCUUCUUUGUUUUCUCCCUCCCUCACCCACCGCCUUAUUCCUCUUCUUUUUUUUAUUUCGUUCCUGUUUAAUAUAUUUCUGUUUUCCUUCUUCCUCUCACCUGCUCAUCCCCACGAUCUUAUUCCUCCCCCUCCAUUUCUUUUUCUCCUACCUCGUCGAUCUGCUCUAAUUUUUUGACCUCAUUUCUUCCCUUUUUCCUUCUCCUUUCUCUCUUGCUCAUCCCAACGUCUUAUUCCUCUUCCUUUUCCCUCUUAUUUUUUGUUGUUCUAUAUUAUUCCCUCUUCUCCCAUUCGAUCUUCUAUUUUUUUUAUCACAGCCGUUCUUUAUUCUUCCUUUCCACACCCACCGUCUUUUCCUCCAUGCCCCUUUUCUUCUUGUUCUUAUCUUUGUUUUAUCCUCUUUAUGUUUCGGUUUAUCGUUCUUUCCCAAUUUGAUCUUCUCUUUUGUGUGUGUUAGCAAGUGCCAUUUUUUGUAUGCCAAUUUUUACCCCCAAAUGCCAUCACGAACGUGUUUUGUACAUGCAGCGCCUUUCACACCCCGAGGCCGAGAAUGACCCGUUUUAUGCCGUUAGAAGGGGCCCCUUUGAUUUCUUAUACGGUGCCCUUUCUCUUAUCAGUGCCCCUUUUUACCCAAGAAAGUGCCCCUUACCAACAUGUUCUGUGCCCCUUUCACCUAGGAAGGACCAUCAGUUUAGUCACGGUGUUAACGAGUGCCCCUUUGAAACAACAAAUAAAGCAAUAUACUUCUGAAGGAAAAAAUAAUAAUCAUACGUGCAUUAAGUUUCAUCAGAAAGAGAGAUAAUGAUAUUAUUUCUGAAUAGGCCUAUAAUUUAUGUCAAAAUCUUACACAAAAUUGGAUUUUCGUUAUAAAAAUGUUCAUUUUUGCUAGCUCGAAGCUUCGAUACUGCAGCCAAUUCCAAAAUUUUCGCUCACCACACUAAGUAGAUUAGUCUUUCUUUUUUAAAGAUAUAGUGCGCUUUUAACGAGAAGGUGCCAUUUUUCCCAGUACCCCCUUCAAAUUCGCUCCACCGCGCCCCUGAAGUAAAGUGCUUCAAAGGGCUUGUGAUUAUAAUUUUUAAUCUAUAUAAAAUUAAAAGCAAUUAACGGGCCGUGGCAGAAAAAUGAAAACCUAGGCUCCCCCUUCCCUUUCAUUCCCGCCCGUGCUUCAAAGAGAUUUUAAUAAUUGUCUUUUAAUUAUAUUUAUCAAAGAGUUACUAACCGUCAAACGGGAUGCGAAAUCUGAGUUAUAAGGUUGGUCAAGAUUGGUGAUAACGUAAUAAUGGCGAAAUGAAAGCCAAGCACAAGAACUGUUCAAACAAAGGAGAUCAGCGCUUUGUAACUUUGGAAAAUUAUCAUUAUUAUCUAAACUUUCUAAAGCUCACAAUCCAUCGUAGUUUGGGCGGCCAGGACCCCGUAACACAAAGGCUAAUGAUCAAUUGUUAAUACGAAAGAACAAUUGGUUCGUACCGUAAUCACCUUUACAGUACAAACAGACCGCGCCGGCGCUCGUCGGCCGACCGCCGGGUCUACGCGUAGUCUAUUACUCGCAACGUCCGGGCUUUUGUUAUUUCAAAACGUGUGAAGUGUCGAUCAUCAACUCAGAAAUGGCGUGUUCAGUGCGAUGUCGAAAGUCGAGACUGCAUUUAAAGACGGAUUAUUGUAGCUUUUUAAUCAGUUCUCGCACUGUUAUCAUCGUAUGCACACAAUUAUUCGUCUUCGUUCAAACCGAAUUAUUCAACAAGCAUUUCCGAGUUUCGCCUUCGCUUCGGUACACUGGGACAAAAUGACCCGUCGUGAUCGGGCUAGAGAAAGAGAGGAGAGGGAUGUUCUAGCGGCGAUGGAGCAGUUGGAGGCAGCUAAUCUACGGAUGGUGUCCCCAGAGGAAGAAGCCAUGCUGCGGUCUGUCGUUGCAGAUUACAUGACUCGUCGGACCAGAAUGAGAGAUGAGAGUGAUGACGAAGAUAUGGAGGUGGACGAUGUGGUAUGUGACCACAUGUACGAUGUUAACGAGGAGCCAGAAAAGGAUGCCGAAGUCGAAGAAGAUCUUCCCUUCUUAGAUGCAGAACCAGAUCUAGUUUUACCAGAUACUGCUAUUGUGGAUGCUGAGGAAGAAAGACUCAAGUUUGAAGACUGGCAGAAGUGUACCUGUAGUCGUCGCUGCAAGCAGCUGUUCCCUGCAGAUGAUGUCAUGGCGUACAGACUAGAUAUUUUGGGCCUUUCGAGAGAGAUGAAGGACAUGGUCAUUAUGGGACAGAUCAGCGCAACCCAGGAUAUUAGCCCUUCUACCAAAUCAACUAAGCGCAAGGAACAGAAAGCCAGAGAGAUUUCACGCACCCAGUACUUUUUUCAUGGAAGUGCUAUUUGCGUCAACAUGUUUAUGUUCUUGCAUUGCAUUUCCUGUAACAAAUUGAACAGUCUGAAGACUUGGCUGCGGCAGAACGGACUUUCUCCUGUCGUGCUCAAAUCUGGAGGCCGGAGGAAUCUGAAGAACUGCCUCACUCCGGAAGAUGUCCAGAACGCUGUCAAGUUCAUUGGAAACUAUGCUGAGGAGUUUGCUGUCUUCCUCCCAGGGAGGGUUCCCGGAUUUUCAAGGGCUGACAUUCGGUUGCUACCAUCAUCAUCGACCAAGGCCUCGAUUCAUUCAUUGUAUCAAGCCUCUAUGGAGGAACAAGAUAGUCGAGCAAUGGCUUUAAGCACAUUCAAGAAUGUGUGGCGACAGUACACUCCACUUAUUGUAACAGCUAAACCAAUGACAGACCUCUGCUGGACCUGCCAGCAAAACACCCAGAGAUUGUUCAUGAAAGCGAACCAGACAGAAGAGGAAAAGCUGGAACAGCUGCAGCACCACCAGCAGCACCUGGAUGAGGUUUUAGUCGAAAGAACAAAGUACAGGGAAGAGACUGCUGCUGCAAAGGAAAGCAUUGCUGGUGAAGGUGGUGACCUUGGACGACAUCCACCAAACUCGAGGCAGGGCAAGAUGCACUACAGCUUCGACUAUGCUCAACAGGUUCACUAUCCAGCCAAUCCUCAACAACCUGGUCCAACAUACUUUUUGUCAACGAGGAAGUGUGGGAUUUUCGGUGUAAACUGUGAAGGAAUCCCAAAGCAGGUUAACUUCCUCAUUGAUGAAGGGAUGGCACUUUCAAAGGGGUCAAUUGCAGUAAUAUCCUACUUGCAUUUCUUCUUCAACAACUUCGGACUUGGCGAAAAGGAAGUUAGUCUACACUGUGAUAAUUGCUCCGGUCAGAACAAGAACAAAUUCAUGCUGUGGUAUUUGUCUUGGCGAUGUCUCCACUAUCUGCACGACGACAUCACACUCAACUUCAUGGUGGCUGGGCAUACCAAAUUUGCCCCAGACUUCUGUUUCGGCCUCCUGAAGAAGAAGUACCAGGCAUCCCAGGUGUCCACUCUUGAAGACAUCGCAAAUGUAGUUCGCCAGAGCUCCACCAAAGGGAUCAACGUUCCUGUCAUAGUGGGAGAUGAGUCUGGGAAUCGACAAGUGCCAACCUACCAAUGGCAAGAUUUCUUGUCCCCACACUUUAGGCCUGUACCCGACAUCAAGUCCUACCAUCAUUUCAGAUUCUCAUCCAGAGAGCCAGGAGUGGUCUACUGCCGUCGGUUUGCAGACACAGAGGAGAAAAGAUUUGUCCUGUUAAAGCCUGGAGCCAACCCACCACGUCUUCUUCCUCCAAGCCUACCACCACCUGGCCUAUCGCACGAGCGACAACUGUACCUGUACCAGAAGAUCCGACCCUUUUGCAGACCAGAUGCCAGAGACGUAACUUGUCCAGAGCCAGAGCAGGAAGGACUUCGAUGAGACUGGAACUUACACAACAUGCUUUCUCCCUCCAAGUCUUUCACCACCUUGCCUGUCCUACAUGCGUCAUCACUAUCUGUUCCAGAAGGUUCACCCCCUAUGCAGGUACCAAGGACUCAACUUGCCCAGUGUCUGAGCAAGAAGGACUUUGGUGAACAUAUUUAUCACAGUUUUAAUUUACUUAUUUCAACAACAGAUGCACCAAAAUUUUCUUAUAAGUUAUGAAUGGUCAUACAUAAACCCAUCAUUAUUUUUCAGUAUGAUGUCAUUAGAAUUUCCAUGUACACAUGAAUUAAAUAAUUAUUAUUAUUUCUAAUUACUAUUUAUUCUGGUGCAGUUGUCCUGCCAUUACAUGCCUUGAUAUUGCCUCCUAUGUUUGUCAUUGAUUUAUGACUAUUUUUUUUUCUAGCAUUGUGAAUUUUAUUAAAGAUCAAUACCGAUACAAUUUUCU